Molecule: messenger RNA, 2047 nt
Organism: Globicephala melas (long-finned pilot whale)
Lineage: Eukaryota; Metazoa; Chordata; Mammalia; Artiodactyla; Delphinidae
Gene: STK25
Product: serine/threonine kinase 25
Biological process (GO): protein phosphorylation
Cellular component (GO): cytoplasm
Molecular function (GO): protein serine/threonine kinase activity; ATP binding
Source: RefSeq, a predicted model, not a curated record
UGAAAGUCGUCCUGGCGUUUCCGAAGAGCAGCGCCUGCUAAGGCGUGUGUGGGUUGAAGGGAGGAGCUCGUGGGGAGCCCUGUGAUGCACAGCCGUGCGCAAAGCGGGGAGCAGUCUUGCGGUGCUCAGGCUUGGUGGGUGCAGGGCCGACUCCGGUUGGCUGGUUUGCAGCGUUCUGUGGGGCAGGAGUCUCCAAGUCUGUCAGCGUAGAGCCACAGUGCAGGGUCAGUGGAGGGCGUGCAGAGACGUAUCUUGGGAACCGGGCCGGCCCGCAGGAACCUGGGUCUGCGCAUCUGGAGGCAUGUGGAAGCACUCUCGCGUGGACCCCGAGGAGCUCUUCACCAAGCUCGACCGCAUCGGCAAGGGCUCGUUUGGGGAGGUGUACAAGGGCAUCGACAACCGCACCAAGGAGGUGGUUGCCAUCAAGAUCAUCGACCUGGAGGAGGCUGAGGACGAGAUCGAGGACAUCCAGCAGGAGAUCACGGUGCUCAGCCAGUGCGACAGCCCCUACAUCACGCGCUACUUCGGCUCCUACCUGAAGAGCACGAAGCUGUGGAUCAUCAUGGAGUACCUGGGCGGCGGCUCCGCCUUGGACCUGCUUAAGCCGGGUCCCCUGGAGGAGACCUACAUCGCCACCAUCCUGCGAGAGAUCCUGAAGGGCCUGGAGUACCUGCACUCAGAGCGCAAGAUACACCGAGACAUCAAAGCUGCGAACGUGCUGCUCUCAGAGCAGGGUGACGUGAAGCUGGCAGACUUCGGGGUGGCAGGGCAGCUCACGGACACGCAGAUCAAGAGGAACACGUUUGUGGGCACCCCCUUCUGGAUGGCGCCCGAGGUCAUCAAGCAGUCGGCCUAUGACUUCAAGGCUGACAUCUGGUCGCUGGGGAUCACGGCCAUCGAGCUGGCCAAGGGCGAGCCCCCCAACUCCGACCUCCACCCCAUGCGCGUCUUGUUCCUGAUCCCCAAGAACAGCCCACCCACGCUGGAGGGCCGCCACAGCAAGCCCUUCAGGGAGUUCGUGGAGGCGUGCCUCAACAAGGACCCCCGAUUCCGGCCCGCCGCCAAGGAGCUCCUGAAGCACAAGUUCAUCACGCGCUACACCAAGAAGACCUCCUUCCUCACUGAGCUCAUCGACCGCUACAAGCGCUGGAAGUCAGAGGGCCACGGCGAGGAGUCAAGCUCCGAGGACUCCGACAUCGACGGAGACCCUGAGGACGGAGAGCAGGGCCCCGUCUGGACGUUCCCCCCCACCAUCCGGCCGAGCCCGCACGGCAAGCUGCACAAGGGGACGGCCCUGCAUGGCCCCCAGAAGUCAGCGGAGCCUGUCAAGAGGCAGCCGAGGUCCCAGUGCCUGUCCACGCUGGUCCGACCCGUCUUUGGAGAGCUCAAAGAGAAGCACAAGCAGAGCGGCGGGGGCCUGGGGGCGCUGGAGGAGCUGGAGAACGCCUUCAGCCUGGCUGAGGAGUCCUGCCCCGGCAUCUCGGACAAGCUGAUGGCUCAGCUGGUGGAGCGCGUGCAGAGGUUUUCACACAGCAGAAACCACCUGACGUCAGCCCGCUGAAGCCGCUGCGGUUCGCACACAGGGGAGAGAGGGGUCUUCGUCUUGAGCUGCCUUGUCGAGGACCGCGCUCACUGGAAACCCCGUGUGCUGUCGGGGCCGCCGGCCUCCCUGCCGGGCCACGCCCCCAGCCCCGAGCAGAGGGCCGCCCCGUUGCCACGCCCCCCUCGUGGCCAGGCCACGGCCACACUCGGCAGCAGAGCGGUGCCUGGCCGUCCCCUCUGUGGGCUCCCGGGCAGUGCGGCCACCCAGACUGAGGGGCAGAUAUGCCUCCUCCCCACCCGGCCCGAUGGCCCUUGGAGGUUGUAGAUUUGCCUUGUGGUGUUGGAUCAGGUACCGUGUCUUCUCAUAAGUACUUGUCAGCCAGAAUGUUGUUUUUUAAGAAAAAUCAAACUUCCUUGCUUCCGUAAAUAGCCUGAGGGUAAGGAGUUGGUUUUCAUAGAACGUUGAGAAGUUCCUGCCACUUUCAAUAAAGACCUGACUUGGAGA